Messenger RNA from Leishmania braziliensis MHOM/BR/75/M2904, 6246 nucleotides. RefSeq lists its product as hypothetical. NCBI's taxonomy places the organism in Eukaryota, Euglenozoa, Kinetoplastea, Trypanosomatida, Trypanosomatidae. Bases 1 to 6246 code for a protein of 2081 amino acids. The record is from RefSeq and is a predicted model, not a curated record. The transcript has a single exon.
AUGGAAGAAAGUUAUGCAGUCCGGGCUAGACAUUCUUAUCUUGCCCACAGCGACGUGCUGUUGGUGCCGCUGCGGGAUGUGGGUGUGGAGGUGGAUCGCAAGCUGCAGCGCUUGAUGCGGCGGCGCCUUCGUCUAAAGGGGGCUGCCAAGGUUGACGUGUCGGUGGUGGAAUUGGUGGAAGGAGAUAUGAAGAAGCGGGUGGACGAGCUGGCGUCCCGCGUUGUGGCGGCGGAGAUGAAGGGUCGCAAGCGCUUCUUGCCGCGAGACCGCCGCUCUGUCGGGGUUGUUUUUGCAUCUCUGCACAUUCCAGAGGAUGAAGAGAUCGUGGAGUGGAGGCUAGACGUGAUGGAGAACCCCAACUGCGAUGCGGAGGACGAGGCUGUGGCAAAGAAGGCAAUAAAGCGGCGAGGCAAUGCACUGCUGGGUGCCUAUCUGGAAGCAGAGGCGGACAUUGCGAGUGAGCUCUAUCGACUGCGGCGCAGCUUCCCCAACUGCGUGCGUGAUGUUAACCCCUCCAUUUCGCUGGACGACUACCUUGCAACACUGCGUAGCGCGUAUGCGGACUGGGUAGCCUUCAUGGACGAAGAGGAUCCUACUCUGGUCCAGGUUGAGGAAGAGAUGUGGGCACGCAGCGUGGCUCUAAUCGGCGACGACCGAUGUGUGGCCGAUGCCCUCAAUAACUACUGUGUGGCCGAGGCAGAGCUGCGCCUUGCCAAAGCGCAUCGAAACCCGUCGUCGCAGGUGGCCCGCCUGCGCCGUGCCACCGACGUGGCGCAGUACAAGCACCGCCUCUGGUCUCGUCGUCAGGCCCGCCGUCAGGUGACGACAUCGUUUUUCGACUUUCCUGAGAAUGACAGCAACGUUGUGGGCAACGAUGACGUGGACUCGUGGGUGGAGGAAGACACGUACGCCUCACACGCUCAGACCGCACAUGCCAAGGCCUGCAAGGACUCCCAGUUCUUGUACUUGCAGCGCCAGAAGGCAACACUGAUGUCGACUGGGUACCGCAGCGGUGCUCGUUGCGUCUCCGAGUUGCUGAAGCGGCGAUUGCGUCAGCUUACCGGAGACGCAGCACGACUGCAGCGGAGUCGGCAGCGCCGUGACAACGCCAUCCUGAGACGGUAUCCGUUCUUGCAGACGCGCUACCUGACGAGUGUGCCACUCUCAGAGCUGCGGCUGGACGAAGACGACGAGUUCAUGCGUCUGGCUGCGGAGCGUGAUCGCCUCCUACAGCCGCCAAGUGACCUGUGCGCGAGGUACCCCUUCCUGCCGGCCGUGAUAAACGGCGUGCCUGUGGAGGAUCUAGGAUUAGAGACCGAUCCGGAGUUCAUGAGGCUGGCAUUGCAGCGCGAGGACCUCAUUGGGCCCCUGCGUGCAAAGCUAAAGAGUGUGAAGGACCGUGAGGAGGCAAUGCGGAUUCGCAUGAGCGAGCGCGUGGCGGCUCAUGUAGCGACAGAAAACCACUUGCGUGACGCCUACCCCUUCCUCGAUGCUCAAGAGCUCCCUGUACCGCUCCAGCGCUUGCAGCUGGAGCACGACGCACUCUUCCAGAGGCUCUACAGUGAGUACGCGACACUGCGCGGCACCGCAGUCGAGGAUGACGCCUCGUCAACGAUGACCAACAACGCAACCCCAAAGGCUGGACGGCGCAGUCGCGUCAGCAGCAUCGUCAGCAACAGCAGCCUCAGCUCGCCGCGCCCGCAUGCAAAGACAGUGACGCAGAAGCAGCUGGAGAAGCGGAUGCGCGAGUGGGUGAUGCGCCGCACCGAGGAGGAGGCGGAGUGGGAGUUUGCCAAUAUGAUGGACCUUGAAAGCCUCGCCGAUCGAUUUCCUUUUUUGCCUGUCGAACCGUUCCCAGGCAUUCAUCUCGGCGAAAUUGACGCGUUCACGGAUGUCCCCUUCUCUACCAUGGCAACAGAGCUGGAGCUGGCGCGAAAGGGCAUCGCUCCACCGGAGGUGGUGGCGGCCGCGGAAGAAGCCCUUCUCUCGCGUGUAAUGCACCUGGUGGAGGAGAAGCACAUGAAGACGGAGCGCUGCCGUCAGCAGCAUCCUUUCCUGCCACGGCGUAUCGGUGGUGUACUGAUUUGCGAUAUCGACUUCCCUGGGAGCGGCGACACUGCAGCGGCCAGCGACGAGGCGCUACUGGGGCUGUACUUUGAGGCGUCGGAGCGGGUGAAAGCGCGACGCGUGUGCAAGGCGGACGAGGACGAGGCCGUACGCUCGCGUCAUCCAUUCCUGGACAUGAACGACGUGCACGGGGUGCCGCUGCGACACCUGCCCCUCUCGGAUGACUCCAUUUUUCUGUCUUAUAUGCGGAAGUGGCGCACGGUCUUGGCGGCCGAGACGAUCGAUCGGGAGAAGCUGCGGAUUUACGAGGACCUCCUCCGCGAGUGUGCCGAGGAACAGGCGCUGCGCAUCAUCGACGUGAAUGCAGCGAUGGCGAACCGACUGAACCAGCUGCAGGUCAUGGACGUGGUGCCAGCAACAGUAUCGCUGCUGGAUCUGCAUAACCUACUGGUGAAGACGCGCGAUGUGUUGGUGGCAGAGCAUAAGAACGGCGUCCCCCCACCAGCCACUGUCGAAGAUCGAGAGCUGUUGGCCGGUCUGUCGAUGGCAUUCGUCAGCGCGUCGGAGGACAUGGUGCAGGAGCUGACAGCGCUGCGGCGACGAUUCCCGUGGAGCGUGCGGGACGUGAACCCGGCGCUGCGGCGCGACGCCGCCUUUCAGCAGCUGGAGGCGCAGCGGCAGUCAUUGUUAGCCACGUUCAACCAGCUGGAGCUGAUGGAGUCGCUCGAGACGGAGGAGCUCAAGCGAAGCGUUGAGCUUAUCGAGGACGAAACGUACGUGCUUGAGGCCCAGAGAGCGUGUGAGGUGUCUGCGCAAAAGCCGCUGCGCCAGCUCAGCGGAGAGGAACUGACAAAGCGGUGGAAACACCAGCUGCGCCUGCGUCAUCGUCAACGUCGCUUGGUGUCGUUCAGCGACAUACCAGAAGACGCCACGGAGGCGAGUGAUCCAGCAAGCACUAGCGGUGGACGCGUGUCGAGGACGCGCAAGCCGCGCGAGCGCAGAAAACGCAGCAUGAGCUGGACAAAGUUGUACGUUGAUGUGAUUCCCGAUAACGUGUUCGCAGAGAUUAAGGAAGAUGAGUUUCACACAAGCCUACCCUGCUCCACCGUGCCGAGCGACAUCCUAACGGCGCCAAAUGGGCCGUUGCCAAUGCCGCCUCCAUCGGACCACCCGCAAGGCAGUCAGCUGGCGUCACAGCAGCAAACGCCGCAGAAACAGCAGCGCCGGCAGCGCUCGCUGCCUGGAAGCCGGCACCGGCUCGGCAGCAACGCUGCCGAGAGUGUACCCUACAACGAGGCAUGCGCAAUGCUAGGCGACGGCACGAUUGUGCCAGCUGACGGGUUGGCAUCGGUGACCCCAGGGGCGGCAAGGCCAGAGAGCAGGUUUGCCUCUGCCGUUGUCCCUCCCCCUCGUGUGACGCCUGCUCCGCCAGUGGGGACGGCGGGGGCAUCGAACAGCGAUGCCGCAGGUCUCUCACCACGAGGUGGUGCAACGGAUCCACGUAAAGGGAAAAAGCGAGUGCUUAAGAAGCGCUUGCGUGCGCGCCGCACGACCACCACCUCAGCCCAAGCGAUCCCCGACGAGACUCCCGGAGAGAUGGUCGAGCACGACUUGGACGAGAUCAGUUCCGACACCUACCUGGCUGUCGAACCGCAUCGUUCAGAUGUGUCUGAUACGAGCGCCGGUGGCGCCAACAGACAAGCUAGCGGAGGUCGACACCGCACUCCACAUCCACCUCAGCAGCAACAGUGGAAGAGGCACGCGCGACAGUUGCCAACAAAACCGCAGCUCGCGGCGCGUGCCGCCAAGACGCGAGCGUCCACGGCCAUGUCAAGCACACGCGAUGCGAGAUCUGACAGAGCGAACCUGGAGCUGCCUGUGCGAACCAAAUCGCGGAAGCUCAGCUCUUCGCGCAUGGGCUCAUGUGUGCUUCCCGCUGCGGGUGAGGAGCCGGAGGUUACCGUGGGGCUACUACGUGAGCAGGAGAGCGAUCAGCAGCAGCAGCAGCAGCAGACCCCGCGCGAUACCGCAGUCGUGGCGAUGACAUCAGCUCGCAGGCCACAGCUAGAACAACAGCAGCGAGACCAAGGCCCCACAAGCACCCCACGGAGUAAGUCGAAGCAACGCGUCUCUCGCCCGCCCAGCGCGCAGCGCUCUCGCAUCAGCAUCUCGCAGGUGGAAGAGGAGGAGGUUCGUGAGAUUCACACCUCGGUGUUGGAAGAGCAGAUCGCGUCCCCGGCCGAUUGCCGUCGUCGUCGAAGCGCGGCACCGAGCAAAGGCGCCUCUGCGGAGCCUGCUAGAUGCACUAGGAAGGUGUCCGCAGCACCGCAAGGCGCUACGCCUUCUUCGGCAAGUCGCUAUCGUGCCUACUCAUUUGAUGCGUUGUUGCCGGAAGAUGAUGAGGAGGCAGCGCAGAAGGCGGCCGAGGUGGCUCUGGUGCAACGUGCACUUCGCGAAGCGCAGCCACUUCUAGCGCAGGUGGUGACGCAGGAAGCGAUGGAGGCCGCUGCAGAGCCAAUGAGGUACAUCUUCGAGCACUGCGAUCUCAGUCGCUACGCAGCCAACGGAACCGGAGUGAGUGCGCUACUCUCGGCGCGGCUGCGUGAACUGGAGGCGCUGCUGCAGAUAUGGAUCGUACAGCGAUCGAAGGCGCCGAUCGAGCCUCCCGCGGCGACGUCCGCCAACAUCCGAGCAGUGCGUCAGUCUCGCCGGCUGCAGGUGGCUACCAGGAGUGACCGUGUCGAGAACCCGCGGAGACUUCCUUUGCGCUGGGCACGCCUCACAGAGGAGGAGUUAGACGAGGACAGUGGGCUGCGUCAGUUGGUGGACAGCGCCGCCUCUUCGCACCGUAUCAUCAACUACCUCACUGCGUGGUCCACACGCAAGCAAGCUGCCAACGAGGCUUUGUUUGCCAAGUUCCCCUUCCUCGAGACGCUCCCAUGCGGGUAUGCGCUGACAGAGAUAGGCUUCACAAAUGACGCAAAGUUCCAGCGCCACGCACGUGGCGGGGCGUACCAGGAGAGCGUGCAUGUCCAGCAGCAGAUGUGGGACAUCGUGGAUAAGCUGGCGCGCAUCAAGGCAGCCGCUGCCGAGGGACGCCGGGCGACACACUACGUGAACCGGGUUCGCGCCACUGUUGAGACGACGCGCAACGCCGCUGAGCCGGCUGUCGGGUCGACAGAGCUGCAAGCUGGUGGUGGCGAUCUGACGCUGCCGGUGAAGGAUGCCCAAGAACUCAUGGAGAACCCGGAAGAUCAACAGCUACUGGACGCAAUCCUUGCCGCGCGGGUGAAGAAGAAGAAUCGGUUCCUCGACAAGCAGCAGCGCCUGUCCUUCGUUGCGCAGUGCAUGCAGGAGUCGGAGCGACUAAUCAAGCGCAUGAUAGUGCGAAUGAAGAAGGCAAAGACCUCAGACAUCCCCAUGGGCAUGGAGGACGUCGAGACACUGCGGUUCUUCUUCGACGGCGUCGACGUCGAUCACUUUGGCGUGCUAGACCGCACUGACACGACAGACUUCAUCAUGCUCACGCUGGGCGAAGAGAAGCACAUGAGCCGCAUGGAUGUGGAGCGGCUGCUCUUUCCUGGCGUACCGCGCGGCGCCGUGCUGCCGACGCUCGUGGACUUCAGCGACUUCACCAAGUUCUACAAGGCAGUGGCGCUGCAGGAGCUCAUGAGGCAGGAUAGCGCUUUCGAUCAGCACGACGUGAUGACGCGCGCAACCAUAGCGGCAGCAGCGGGAGCGGAAGUACACGGCGCUGCCGCCAACCCUCCACGCCGCCCAGAGCCUCCGUCAGCGUCUCUGCGAGCCGGCGGUGGCCGUCGCGGGCGCCUCAGCACCGUCGGCAGCAGCGCCCUGCCGGAGCGAACCUUCGCCGCCGCCUUGUCUUCGGCAGCUUCUCCAGACGCACGAGCGGCAGCCACGCUGACAAUCACACCACGCGGCAUCGAGUCGCGGCGUCCCUCUUCGGAGCCGCAACCACGCCACGACGGAAGUGAGGCUCCCCGCACGUUGCAGCACCAACACGGUAGUGCCUACACUCCAUUCAUCUCGGCACGUAGUCAUGUGAGGGCUCCCGAGGGCGACGCCGCCGCUGCGAUGGGCGGCUGGUUCGUACAGGGUCGGCCCAGUUCCGGGCGCAUGAGCGAACCAGCCGAAAGUUCUCCGCAGCCAGAGGCGUGA